Populus euphratica (Euphrates poplar) is the source of this 8130-nucleotide messenger RNA. Its product is annotated as probable histone-lysine N-methyltransferase ATXR3. Gene Ontology annotation, molecular function: protein binding. The record is from RefSeq and is a predicted model, not a curated record. NCBI's taxonomy places the organism in Eukaryota, Viridiplantae, Streptophyta, Magnoliopsida, Malpighiales, Salicaceae. The transcript is spliced from 19 exons. Bases 337 to 7836 code for a protein of 2499 amino acids.
AAUAAUAAUAAUAAAAAAAAAAGAAAACACGAAAGCUUCGUUUUUCAGACCAAAAACACCAGCCAGCGAGCCAGAGAGAACGAAAAAGAUUUUAUUUCUCUUCAAGGACUUCUUCUUCUUCCUUUUAUUAUUAAUUUCUCUCUUUUGUUCUCCAUUUUCGAUCUGCAAAUUCAACGACAAUCUUCGAUCUAUCUUUUUACGUUCCUGAAUUUUCUCCCGGGUUUGGAAUCGAAGCGAAGGAGAAGAACAAAAUUGGUUGAAGUAUGAGCAUCGAUAGCCCUGGGAAAGGGGAGAAUUAGGGUUUUCGAGCUUUGAAGAUUUCAGGUUUUGAAUUCCAUGGGUGAUGGAGGUGUCGCAUGUAUGCCUUUGCAGCACAGUAAUAAUAAUAUCAUCAUGGAAGAAAGAUUUCCUGUUCAAGAAAAGAAUACAACAACAACAGUAACAGCAACAGUUCCAUCAACAACAACAACAACGAAAGUGGAAACUGUAAACAACAACAGUAACAGCAGUGGUGGUGGUGGUAUUAGUAAUAAUAAAAAUAAUAAUAAUGUCAGUAGUGGUGACAAGAAGGAUAACGGGAAAAGUUAUAGUAGCAACAAUGGGGUGACCGGGAAGGUGAAGAAGGUGAAGAGGAUAGUUAAGGUGAAAAAGGUGGUGAGGAAAGUAGUGGCGGGGGAGAAGAAAGGAGUGGGAUUGGUGAGGGAAGUUAAGAGUGCUUGUGGGAGUGGUAGUAAGGAAGUAGUGGUGUUGGAGACGAAAGAAUCAGGAUUGAAGAAGGAAGAAAAGAGCAAGGAAGUGACAGCUGAGAAGAAAGAAUCAGGAUGGAAGAAGGAAGUGGCAGCGGAGAAGAAAGAAUCAGGUUUGAAGAUUAGUAGUGGUAGCAAGACAGUUGAAAAUGGUGAUGGUUUGGGUUCUGGGGAUGCUAAGUUGCAGAGUGGUAGUAAUAAUAUUAAAGAGGAAGUUGAAGAGGGGGAAUUAGGGACAUUGAAGUGGCCGCCUAAAGGGGAAAUUGAGAAUGGCGAAUUUGUUCCUAUACCAGAGAAGCCAAGGAGAAGUGAGAUUGAGAGAGGAGAGAUUGGUAGUGAGAAAUGGAAGAAAGGGGAUAUAGAGAAAGGGGAGAUUGUUUCUGGUAAUAAAUGGCCGAGAGGGGAAGUUGUUCGAGACGAAAUCGAGAAAGGUGAGUUCAUUCCGGACAGGUGGAAUGGUAAAGAUGAGUAUGGCUACAUUAGGUCUCGUGGCAAGUAUGACAUGAGUAGGGAGCGGACGCCACCUUCCGGGAAGUAUUCUUGUGAGGAUGUUAACCGAAGGAAAGAGUUGACUAGAAGUGGGGGUAGCCUGCACAGUAAAAGUUCUAUGAGGUGGGAGAGUGGCCAGGAAAGGAGUACAAGGAUCAGCUCAAAGAUUGUUGAUGAAGAAGGUUCGUAUAAGAGUGAGUACAGCAAUGGUAAGAACCCUGGAAGGGAGUAUUCUUCGGGUAACAGAUUGAAACGUCAUGGUACCGAUUCUGAUAGCACCGAGCGCAAACAUUAUGGGGAUUACUCUAGUUCUAAAAGCAGGAGACUUUCUGAGGAUGGUUCCCGCUAUGCUUACUCAGAGCACUAUUCACGUCACUCUGUGGAGAGGUUCUAUAAAAACUCUUCUUCCUCCAGAGUAUCUUUAUCAGACAAGUACUCAUCCAGGCAUCAUGAGUCCACUUUGCCCUCUAAGGUUGUUUAUGACAGGCAUGUUCAUUCCGACUGGUCCCCACAUGAGAGGCCCCGAUACAAUGAUCACAGGGACCGAAGUCCAAUCCGUCAUGAGAAAUCUCCCUAUGGCCGAGAAAGGACACCAUAUGGACUGGAGAGAUCUCCAUAUGGGCGAGAAAGAUCACCAUAUGGACGUGAGAGGUCACCAUAUUGGCGAGACAGAUCCCCAUAUGGACAUGAUAGAUCCCCCUAUGGACGUGAGAAAUCCCCAUACGGACGAGAGAGAUCCCCGUACGGACUUGAGAAAUCACCUUAUGACCGAAGCCGCCAUUACGAGCAUAGAAAAAGGAGUCCUUCUUAUGUGGAAAGGUCCCCACAGGAUCGAGCCCGGCACCAUGACCGCAGCGAUCGGACACCAAAUUACUUGGAGCGAUCCCCACAUGAUCGUGCUAAGCCCAAUAAUUAUAGAGAAGCAAGUCGAAAGGGUGGAGCCACUGAGAAGCGGAACUCUCAGUAUGGUAAUAAACAGCAGGAGGAUAAGAUCAGCCAAAAGGAUCCUGAUGUAAGGGACACAGAACCCCCAGCUAAGGAAUCUCUAGAUAAAAGUAGCGUGCUUAAUUUUGAUGGUUUGGAUGAAAAGCAUGCCAGCAGUGAAACUCGCAUAGAAGAGAAGUCCGAGAGCCCAAGGAUAAAUAUUAAAGAACCUCCUCAAGUUGAUGGACCUCCUCCUGAAGAACUGCAAUCUAUGGAGGAAGAUAUGGAUAUAUGUGAUACACCACCACAUGUCCCUGCUGUGGCUGAUACAUCAACUGGUAAAUGGUUUUACCUAGAUCAUUUUGGUGUGGAAUGUGGCCCUUCAAAGUUAUGCGAGCUUAAAGCGCUUGUUGAUGAAGGAAGUCUUAUGUCUGAUCACUUUAUCAAGCACUUGCAUAGUGAUAGGUGGUUAACAAUCGAAAAUGCACUUUCACCGUUUGUGCCAGUGAAUUUCCCAUCUGUUGUGCCAGAUGCUAUAACUCAACUAGUAAGCCCUCCAGAGGCUCCUGGUAAUCUUUUGGCAGAUACUGGAGAUAUCGGGCAAUCUUGUGCUCAGAUUGGCGAGGGAGUAUCAGGGAAUUUUCUGAAACCACCAGCCUGCCCUGAUCACAGUGAAAUUGCUUCUGAGUCUUUAGAAGAUCUACAGAUUGACGAAAGAGUUGGAGCUCUAUUGGAGGGUUUUUCUGUUGUUCCUGGCAGUGAGCUAGAGACUGUUGGAGAAGCUCUGCAAAUGACAUUUGAACAUGUGCAAUGGGAGGGAUGUAUAAAAGCAGAAGGUUUUACCUGGCAGCGAGCUACCACUUCUGAACAACGGGAUGAAAACAGUGAUGAAUUACUAAGACAUUCUGAUGUGAAAACAAACGUAGCUGUUGAAGCAUGGCCAGCUACUCUUGCUGACAAGGAUGAUGGCUUUGCCUCUUCUGUUGAUUCCACUGACUGGUUUUCUGGCCGAUGGUCUUGCAAGGGUGGGGACUGGAAGAGGAAUGAGGAGUCUGUCCAGGACAGAUUUACUCGAAGGAAACUUGUUCUUAAUGAUGGAUUCCCAGUGUGCCACAUGCCAAAGUCAGGGUGUGAGGACCCACGGUGGCAUAUAAAAGAUGAUUUGUAUAAUCCUUCUCAAAGCAGGAAGCUUGACCUCCCUCCUUGGGCUUUCUCCAGCUCUGAUGAUAGAAAUGAUACUGGUGGUGUCAGUAGAUCAACCCUCAAUAAACCUCCAAUAACAAGGGGAGUGAAAGGAACCGUGCUUCCAGUGGUCAGGAUAAAUGCAUGUGUGGUUCAGGACCAUGUUUCUGAGACCCGCACUAAAGUUCGAGGGAAGGACAGAUAUCAUUCAAGAUCUGCUCGAACUCAUUCUGCAACUAAUGAUGUGAAGAGUUCAUCAGUGGAGUGCGAUUCACAAUCCCGAAUUGUCAAUGAUCAAGACUCACAUGGAUCUUGGAAGUCGACUGCAUCACUUAACACUCCCAAAGACCGUCUUUGCACAGCAGAUGACUUACAAUUGAAUUUGGGUGACUGGUAUUACUUAGAUGGUUCUGGCCAUGAACGAGGUCCCUUAUCAUUUUCAGAGCUUCAGAAUUUGGCGGAUAAAGGUACCAUCCAAAAGUAUAGCAGCGUUUUCAGGAAAUUUGAUAGGGUGUGGGUUCCAGUUGCAUCAGCCACAGAGACUUCUGAAGCCACUGUCAGAAUUCAACAGUCAAAUGUUGAACUGUCUGGUGGUUCUUCGGGAACUCUUUUGAAGUCCCAGACUGCUGCUAAUAUUGAGAGUAACAAAGAUUCUAGUUCAUUUCACAGCCUUCAUCCACAGUUCAUUGGUUUUACCCGGGGGAAGCUACAUGAAUUGGUAAUGAAAUCGUACAAGAACCGGGAGUUUGCUGUAGCCAUAAAUGAGGCCUUGGAUCCAUGGAUUGUUGCAAAACAGCCUCAGAAAGAGCUCGAUAAACAUAUGUACCUCAAAUCAGAAAUAGAUGUACGUGUUGGAAAAAGAGCCUGGAUGCAGCCUGACCAAAUUGUUAAGGAUAAUGAAAUGGAGGAAGACACAUUGCACAAGGUUGAAACCACUUUUGAGCAACUAUGUGGUGAUACCAAUUUCCACAGAGAAGAGAGCAUGUGUUCAGAGAUUGAGGCAGGAAGCUGGGGUUUAUUGGAUGGUCAUAUGCUGGCACGAAUCUUUCAUUUUCUGAGAUCUGACUUGAAAUCCCUAGUCUUUGCUUCCUUGACUUGUAAACACUGGAGAGCUGCUGUUGGUUUUUACAAGGGCAUAUCAAUACAGGUUGAUCUUUCAUCUGUGGGUCCCAACUGUACUGACUUGAUGGUGAGGAGUAUCAUGAAUGGUUAUAACAAAGAAAAGAUUAAUGCAAUGGUGCUGACGGGUUGUACAAAUGUCACUUCUGGCAUGCUUGAAGAAAUUCUCUGCUCUUUCCCAUGUUUAUCUUCUAUAGAUAUUAGAGGCUGCAGCCAGUUCAUGGAGUUGGCCCAUCAAUUUCCACGUGUUAGUUGGCUCAAGAGCCGCACAAGGAUCCCUGAGGAGUCAAAUUCUAAACUAAGGAGUCUUAAACAAAUCAGUGGGAGAGAUGAUUUUGGGGAGCUGAAGGAGUAUUUUGAUAGUGUGAAUAAGAGAGACUCAGCAAAUCAAUUAUUUCGUCGAAGUUUGUACAAACGCUCAAAAGUGUUUGAUGCUAGAAAGUCAUCAUCCAUUCUAUCCAGGGAUGCUCGUAUGAGGCGAUGGGCAGUCAAGAAAUCUGAAAAUAGCUAUACAAGGAUGGAGGGGUUUCUUGCUGCAGGUUUGAAGGACAUAAUGAAGGAGAAUAUCUUCGAUUUUUUUGUGCCUAAGGUGGCAGAAAUUGAGGAUAGGAUGAAGAAUGGCUAUUAUGUUGGGCAUGGAUUGAGGUCGGUCAAGGAGGAUAUUAGUCGAAUGUGCAGAGAUGCUAUUAAAGUAAAGAAUCGGGGUGCUGGAGACAUGAAUCACAUCAUUACAUUGUUUUUCCAACUAGCCUCUCGUUUGGAAGAGAGUUCCAAGUUUUCUUAUGAAAGAGAUGAGCUCAUGAAGUCAUGGAAAGAUGAUUUAUCUGCAGCAUUGGAUUCUGCUCCAAUGAAACAUAAGAAGAAAGCUACUGGAAAGAAGUGCAUGAAUAGGAGCAAUGGCACUAUCCCUGCAAAUGGUAGUUUUGAUUAUGGAGAAUAUGCAUCUGAUCAGGAAAUUAAGAAGCGUAUAUCCAAACUCAACAGAAAAUCCAUGGAUUCAGGAAGUGAAACUUCUGAUGACCGGUCUUCUGAAGAUGGCAGGAGUGGUAGUGAUAGUACUGCUUCAGAUACAGAAAGUGACUUGGAUUUCCGAUCAGAAGGUCGAACUGGGGAGUCAAGAGGAGACGGAUACUGUAUGACAGAUGAGGAUGAACGUGAAUGGGGUGCUCGCAUGACAAAAGUGAGUCUGGUUCCUCCUGUUACUAGGAAGUAUGAAGUCAUAGACCAAUAUCUUAUUGUAGCAGAUGAGGAGGAUGUCCAGCGAAAGAUGUCUGUAUCUUUGCCAGAUGACUAUGCUGAGAAGCUUGAUGCACAGAAAAAUGGCACUGAGGAAUUAGAUAUGGAACUUCCUGAAGUCAAGGGUUUCAAACCUAGGAAACAGCUUGGAGACGAAGUUAUAGAACAAGAAGUUUAUGGAAUUGAUCCCUAUACCCACAAUCUUUUACUUGAUUCCAUGCCUGAAGAAGUGGACUGGCCUUUGUUGCAAAAACAUAUGUUUAUUGAAGAUGUGCUACUCUGUACCCUGAAUAAGCAAGUCAGGCACUUUACUGGUGCUGGGAACACUCCGAUGACAUAUCCUAUACAGCCUGUUGUUGAAGAAAUUGAACAAGCUGCUGUGGAGGAUUGUGAUAUACUAAAAAUGAAAAUAUGUCGGGGUAUCUUGAGAGCCAUAGAUAAUCGACCUGAUGACAAAUAUGUUGCUUACCGGAAGGGGCUUGGUGUUGUAUGCAACAAAGAAGGUGGUUUUGGAGAUGAUGACUUUGUUGUGGAGUUUUUGGGAGAGGUAUAUCCUGCAUGGAAAUGGUUUGAGAAGCAAGAUGGGAUUAGAUUAUUACAGAAAGACAGUAAAGAACCAGCUCCAGAAUUUUACAACAUUUAUCUUGAGAGGCCAAAGGGUGAUGCUGAUGGUUAUGAUUUGGUUGUUGUUGAUGCCAUGCAUAAGGCAAACUACGCAAGUCGCAUCUGUCACUCAUGCAAACCUAAUUGUGAAGCAAAAGUUACUGCUGUAGAUGGUCAGUACCAGAUUGGAAUCUACACUGUCCGUGAAAUCCAACAUGGCGAGGAGAUAACAUUUGAUUACAAUUCCGUGACAGAGAGUAAAGAAGAAUAUGAAGCGUCUGUUUGUUUGUGUGGUAGCCAAGUUUGCAGGGGCAGCUACUUAAAUUUGACAGGUGAAGGGGCUUUCCAAAAGGUGUUGAAGGAGUGGCAUGGAUUACUGGAUCGUCAUUAUUUGAUGCUUGGAGCUUGUGAAUUAAAUUCUGUGUCUGAAGAAGAUUAUCUGGACUUGGGUAGGGCUGGUUUAGGCAGUUGCUUACUUGGUGGGUUGCCAGAUUGGGUGGUUGCAUAUUCUGCUCGUCUGGUAAGAUUUAUAAAUCUGGAAAGAACAAAGCUUCCUGAGGAAAUUCUGAGGCAUAAUUUGGAAGAGAAAAGGAAAUAUUUUGCAGAUACAUGUCUUGAGGUCGAGAGAAGUGAUGCUGAGGUUCAGGCUGAAGGUGUCUACAACCAGAGGCUUCAAAAUUUGGCUGUUACUCUUGACAAGGUGAGGUAUGUAAUGAGGUGCAUAUUUGGUGACCCAAAGCAAGCUCCACCUCCGCUGGAGAAGCUUACUCCUGAAGAAACUGUUUCCUUCCUCUGGAAAGGAGAUGGAUCACUUGUUGAUGAACUUCUGCAGUGCAUGUCUCCUUAUAUGGAUGAAGACAUGCUAAAUGACCUCAAGUCCAAGGUUUGUGCGCAUGAUCCGUCAGAUUGUGAUGACAUUCAGAAAGCUCUUCAGAAGUCUUUAUUGUGGUUGAGGGAUGAGGUGCGCAGUCUUCCAUGUACAUACAAGUGCCGGCAUGAUGCUGCAGCUGACUUAAUCCAUGUUUAUGCUUAUACAAAGAGCUUCUUUAGAGUUAGGGAAUAUGAUGCAUUUACUUCUCCACCAGUUCACAUUAGUCCACUUGACUUAGGCCCCAAAUGUGCUGAUAAGUUAGGGGGUCUUCCCCACAAGUAUCAAAAAACCUAUGGGGAGAACUAUUGCAUGGGACAGUUGAUAUUUUGGCAUGUCCAGACUAACACCGAGCCUGAUUUUACCCUUGCUAAAGCGAGCAAGGGCUGCUUGUCAUUACCUGAAAUUGGUUCCUUUUACGCUAAGGUUCAGAAGCCAUCACAGCAGCGCAUUUAUGGUCCCAAGACCGUGAAAAUGAUGUUGGAAAGAAUGGAGAAGUACCCUCAGAAACCGUGGCCCAAGGACCAAAUAUGGUCAUUCAAGAACUCCCCAAGAGUUUUUGGCAGUCCAAUGCUAGAUGCUGUAUUGAACAAUGCCCCACUAGACAGAGAAAUGGUACACUGGUUGAAGCACAGGCCUCCAGUAUACCAAGCGAUGUGGGAUCGAUGAAGUUGCUCUCCCCGGACAGGGUAAGCAGCAGGGGGUUGGUGAUUAUCAUUAAUCAGGCAUCAAAAGCUUGUGAAGUGUUCUGGAAUGGUUUCUUCAUUUUAGUUCACAGCUGCCCCUUUUAGUGUGGGAGUUGGUCAUCAUUCCAUAGCAUCUCUCCCCCUCUGCUUUCUACUCCCCAUUCUUGUUAAGUGUACAGUCUUUUAUUUUGUUUUUCUUUUUCAUUUUUUCCUUACUGUAAUUUUGUAAUUCAUUGUUUGGUAGCAAAGAAAAAUGAAAAGGAAAAUUUCCCAUCAA